UUCUUCGUUUCGUCAAAGCUGGCUGCCUCGUUUGCUCGACAGAAUGUGCCACAACAAGACUUGGCCAAGACAAGCUGAACAGGUUCUAAGAGUGUGCUCUAACUAAAGGCAAAAUAAGAUAUCCAUCCGAUAGGCGAAGGCUACGCAGGAGGAGCUCAGCAUGCAUCAGGUGCUCAGCUAUGAGACGGCUGUGCGGGCCAGCAGCAGCUCGCGCGAAUAUGUGACGAAGCGCACCUGCGCCUCACUCCUGCUCACCAUUGGCUUCUUCAUGCUCAUCUCAGGCUAUUUGCUGGGCAAUUUCGUGACGGAGCGCAAGUAUCACAUACGCCAGCUGCUGACAAAAAAGUCAAUUAAGGCAGGCGAGGCCACCGGGGAGGACGGGGAGCGUUACGUGCAGCUGAAUGGCGUGGAUUAUGGCAAUCUGCAGGAACUACGCGCCUACCAGAAGCACAAGGACCAGCUGCUGGCCGCGGCACAGGUGCUGAAUAAGCUGCUACAGCAGGACGAGAGCGAACGCUAUUUGGCCACGUCCCUGAAUACGGAGAUCUUUAACAAGUACGUGAGCUGCACCCAGGAUAUACCGCCCAAUACGAACAUCAAGGCCAGCCAGUUCAUUGAGCAGCUGAUAGACAAUACCAUAGCCAGGCAAAGGGAUUGCAUGCGCAUCAUACAGGUGGUCAUCGACAAUCACCUGGCCAAUAGCCAGCUCUGAGCAAAGCUAACGGAAUGAACAGAAAUUAGGGAACAACUGAAGCUGAUCAUUAUUAAAGCAGAAGGAUAUUAUUUUUGCAUAAUGUAGUGUGAAUUUUAAAAUUACGUAUGUA
Molecule: messenger RNA, 824 nt
Organism: Drosophila arizonae
Lineage: Eukaryota; Metazoa; Arthropoda; Insecta; Diptera; Drosophilidae
Source: RefSeq, a predicted model, not a curated record